Molecule: messenger RNA, 748 nt
Organism: Ziziphus jujuba (common jujube)
Lineage: Eukaryota; Viridiplantae; Streptophyta; Magnoliopsida; Rosales; Rhamnaceae
Product: F-box protein PP2-B15
Exons: 3
Coding region: 1-675 (224 amino acids)
Source: RefSeq, a predicted model, not a curated record
AUGGCAAUCGCAAAUAAGAUGAGGAUUCAUGGAGAGAAGCUGGAGGAUGUCACUAUAGAUGACGGAACGUCACAGAUUUUCUCCAUGGAAAAAUCAACAUGUAAGAAAUGUUACUUGUUGAGUGCAAGGGAACUUUCAAUUACCUGGUCCAGCUAUCUUCUUUACUGGACAUGGAAACCACUUGUUGAAUCAAGGUUAGCCCUCUCAAUCAACGGAUUUGCUGAAGUUGCUGAACUCAGAACCAUUUGCUGGCUAGAGAUUAGUAGCACUGUGAACACGCAGAUGCUAUCCCCCAAAACAUUUUAUGGGGCUUAUCUCAUAGUCAAGUUUGCGUACCGUGCAUAUGGAUUAGACACUUUCCCUUCCGAGGUUUCGAUUCAAGUUGGCAAUAUCAGAUCGCAAGGUCAAGUUCACCUGAGCCGGAAUGAAAGAAAAAAACAACUUCCUAAACAAUUAUUUGGUUUGAACCAGGUAAAAGCUUCCAGAACAAGGAUGUUUCAAGAAGAGAAGGAAGCCCUUUUUGAACGCAAAGAUGGUUGGGUAGAGAUUGAAUUAGGAAGCUUUUACAAUGAUGGGAAUGAUAAGGAGGUAAAUAUGAGCCUAAAGGAAGUGAAAAGUCUGCACCUGAAAGGUGGUAUCAUUGUUGAGGGAAUUGAACUUAGACCUAAAGAUUGAUGCAGUUUGGAGGAUUUUUUCAUCUUCUAGUGAGUUUCUGUUCAUUUUUCCUUUCAAAGAUAUUGCUCAAAUC